AUGAAAAAUCCCCCACUCAAAAUAUCAUCCGUCUCUUUUCAGUGGAGGCAAAAGCAACAGAAAAACCAGAAAACUCCAUGAAAGCUUAUCCUAUCUUCUUCUCCAUUUUGCCUGGCAUGCCUACAUGAAGAGGUAAAAGAAGAGGAUUUGGCUUGUUGGGUUUUGAAUUUCCAUGGCCAUAGUUGCAUCACUACCAGGCUUCAACCUCUUCUCUUCGCUCCCUUCAAACCCACCCCCAAACGACCCAAAUUCCAGCACCACCUCUGCUUCUCCUUCCCCACCAAUCCCAAUUCCUAAAUACCCUCCUCCCCUCAAAAAGUCCCAGAAUGCCCCUCCCAACCCGGCCCUCAAAACCGUCCACCGCCGCACCAAGUACUACAAGCCCGUACGAGACGGCGUCAUCUCCUCCGACGGCGACCGAGCCGUCGUCAUCGGCGAAAACGGCGUGUCAUAUCUCCUCCCCGGCGCACCCUUCGAGUUCCAGUACAGCUACUCCGAGACCCCAAAGGUCAAGCCUUUGGCCAUUCGUGAACCGGCCUUCUUGCCCUUCGCGCCGCCUACAAUGCCGAGACCGUGGACCGGCAAAGCUCCAUUGAAGAGCGCCAAGGAGAAGAAGCUGAAGCGCAAAGUUCCGCUCUUGGACUCGUUCGGUCCAAUGGCGCCUGGAACGAGUGGAGUGAAGGAGGUGGUAAUGGCGAGGCCCGUUGAGCUGGGCAAGUACCCAAAGCAAGAAAAGACAAGGGAGGAGAUUUUAGGAGAGCCCUUGAAGAAAUGGGAGAUCAAAAUGCUAAUCCAGCCCCAAUUAUCAGAUAAUCGCCAAGUCAAUCUCGGAAGAGAUGGGUUGACUCAUAACAUGUUGGAUUUGAUACAUUCGCAUUGGAAGCGGCGACCAGUCUGUAAAGUAAAAUGCAAAGGUGUUCCAACUGUGGAUAUGGAUAAUGUUUGCCGUCAUAUUGAGGAAAGAACUAAGGGGAAGAUCAUUCAUCGAGUUGGUGGUGUAGUUUAUCUUUUCCGUGGAAGAAACUAUAGCCAUAAAGAUCAUCCUCAGUACCCAUUGAUGCUGUGGAAACCAGCUGCUCCAGUCUACCCCAAACUUAUCCAAGAGGCUCCAGAAGGGUUGACAAAGGAUCAAGCUGAAGAGUUUCGGAAGAAAGGGAAAAGACUUUUGCCAAUAUGUAAAUUAGCCAAAAAUGGAGUAUACAUCACCUUGGUGAGAGAUGUUAGGCAUGCUUUUGAAGGAAGUCCUUUAGUAAAAAUUGACUGCAGAGGGAUGCAUGCAAGUGAUUACAAAAAAUUGGGUGCUAAGCUUAAGGAAUUGGUUCCUUGUGUUCUACUUUCUUUUGAUGAUGAACAUAUAUUGAUGUGGAGGGGUCCAAAUUGGAUAUCAAUGCACCAAGCAGCACCUUCACCUUCAGAUACUGCUGAUUUUGAUAUUCUAUCAUCAACAGGGAGGGGCAAGGAUUAUGAUAAACCUUGUAAGCCUGAUACCAAAACAGUGAUGACAAGCCCCAAAAUGAUGACACUUUGGAAACGCUCAAUUGAUUCAAACAAAGCCCUGUUGCUGGAUGAACUUGACCUUGAUCCUGAUGCGCUUUUGAAGAAAGUCGAGGAAUUUGAGGGUGUUUCACAGGCGACAGAGCACUCGUAUCCAGCAUUGAUCGUGUCAAGUGAAGAUGGCACGAGCAGCUCAGUUCAAGUGUUUGAAGAGGUUCCUCAAAGUGACCCUUACAGUGAAUAUGACGAUUACAGCGACAAUUAUGAUUAUGAGAGUGAUGAUGAUGAUGCAUUUUAUGAUAGUGAUUCCAUCCCCUUGGGGUCAUUACCUGUUGAUGUAAUAGUAGAGGAACUGGAUCAUGAUUAAUUUCAAUAAAAUCUACAAGGCAGCCUCUUCUGGUUUAUAGUGUCACCUUGUUAUUUCUUUUA
Messenger RNA from Prunus dulcis (almond), 1923 nucleotides. RefSeq names its product CRS2-associated factor 2, chloroplastic. The transcript has 6 exons. Gene Ontology annotation, molecular function: RNA binding. Lineage: Eukaryota; Viridiplantae; Streptophyta; Magnoliopsida; Rosales; Rosaceae. Gene Ontology annotation, biological process: Group II intron splicing. The coding region runs from base 173 to 1861 and encodes 562 amino acids. The record is from RefSeq and is a predicted model, not a curated record.